Trichomonas vaginalis G3 is the source of this 1206-nucleotide messenger RNA. RefSeq lists its product as uncharacterized. The record is from RefSeq and is a predicted model, not a curated record. NCBI's taxonomy places the organism in Eukaryota, Parabasalia, Trichomonadida, Trichomonadidae. The transcript has a single exon. Bases 1 to 1206 code for a protein of 401 amino acids.
AUGAAAGUCGAAUGUGGAGAGAUUUACGAACAUAUCUCAUUUGAUCCUCUUUUAAUUGGACAAUCAACUCUUAUUUUAUCAGAGAAUACAGCUAGAUUACUCAAUGGCCGCUUAAUUCAAGUUGAAGGAGGAAAUAUCAAAUUUGAAGACUCACAAUACCUCUGUAAUAUAGUUUUUUCAGAAGGAAAGUCCAGUUCAAUAGAGAUACCAACGAGGUUGCACUUCAGUUCCAUGAAUAUUCAGAGUCACUUGCUUAAUAUCAAGUCAUCAGAGAAUUCCUCACUUUCAAUUGACAAAUUAAUCAUCAGUGGUAGCUCAAAUGUUUCGUUAGACCACAAUCUACCAAUUAUUGGCCAGAAUUUAGUUCUCUUUGGCCGAGCAAACUUAAAUUGCGACAAAAUCAGCUUAAACUCGUUCAGUUCCAUAGAAACAUCACUUGAUCCCUCUUCCCUUCCAACAUUUGUCACAUCUCAGCUCAAGAUAUUCAUUCCUGUUGGAUUUGAGCAGACAGGCUUCAUCAGAUUCGACAAACUAUCGUAUUCCAGCCUGACUCUCUGUCUAAAGCACAACAUUGUAUCAGGAGAGACACGGUCCAGCUACGACAAGCUCGUGAACAAGUUCAUUCCACUGAUUUCAUUCAAAGACCAACAUAAAAGUAGCAUUCUAAUCGAAAUCAGCGAAAGCAGAGAUCCGUGGGAGGACACAACAACUCUCUUCAUUUCAGAAAGAGUGUUAUUCGAUAAAAAGUGGAUUGACGAUAAUUACGGUUUUGUAAUUUUGACAAAUCCAUCAGACACAUACAAAACAUUUAUUUACUCCAAUUCUGCGAUUUCAUCUUCGUCCGAAACAGUUGUGAACAAGACGAACAAGUGGUACGACGAGCGGAACUACAACAAGUACACGAAGGGAGUCAUGUUCAUCGUUCACGACAAUUUCUCUGAUGACUCCAUCGAUCUCCAGAAAAUUAAAAAAUUUGGCCAAAAAAUUUCACUUCACAUCACAAAAAGUAACUAUUUUGGAAGUGAAAACCAUCCUUCUGUCAGUCUGAACAUCGACAAUAUAUCUGAUGUCUGCGAAUCACUAACUUUGGAAAGUGUCAAUAUUAAGUUUUUGUCUGAAAUAGAAAAUAAGGUUAAAUUGAAAGGUUUACAGCUCUCAAAUCUGUCACAUUCGAAAGCAGUGAUUUUGUCAUUGAAAGCGAUUUGA